UCACAGUCUCAUUCCUUCCUUUGGCCAGUGGAGACACUUUCCUCUCGGCCCGUUUCGUUCCUAUUUGCGAUUACAUAACAGAACGGUGGACUCUGCGUUCUUCGAAAAUUCCAAACUCGGACCGAUUUCAUAAAAGUCGAUAAUUAAAAUUCUAUAAUUAUUUAUAAACGAGUUAUGACUUUUAACAUCUAUGGGUGAUAAAAGUAUUGCGAGUAAGGCGUCAACGAAGAUUCAUCUAUUUUGGGAGUCGUUCACCAAAGCUGAAAGCAACUCGUACGAGAGGAGUGCCUGGCUUGAUUUGUUUUUGGCUGAAUCACUUUGGGAGUUACAUGGAGGAAAAACACCUGCUGAAAUAAUCUCUCUAAGCAGCAAUAACAUUGGAAAUGUGUUGGCAAAUGAAAUAGUCGCCGAUAUUAAAAAUAUUUGCACGCUCCGUAGCGAAGAUGAUGAUUUCAAACCAAUCCAGAAACACUUUUUGUGUGGGAGAGGUUGGAGGAGCAUCGCGCUUCUCCAUGCACUCGGAGUGCAGGAUGUGUUAUGUGCUGCCGAGCUGACGAACCUAUUGACGUCGGUUUACGCAGUGGAUGAUGGACACACUGACAGUGUGAAUCCUUUUGUCGUCCACAAGACUGCCCCUGAUAUCGAACAAGUCUGUAAAUUUCGUUUGAUAUCUAAAGUCAAAUUAAGGCUGUUCUCCAUAUCAAACGGUAUUGAUGGUUCUUCUCCAGGGCCUAGCCGAAAAGUUAGCUCUUCCUCGCAUUGCAAAAGAGAAAGAAGACAAGAGGAGAAGGUGAAAAGUACUACAGAUUCGGAAACGGUCGAACCCGAACCUCACAGGGCACACUCGUUAAAACUAUGGGUCGAUCCUAUGGAUUUGGAAUAUUGCACGUCAGUGCGUAGCGAUGAUGAAUUAAAAAGAAAUCUCUCAUGCCAGGCAGCAUUUUUUAGAAAGAAAAUUAAGAAACUUGUACCUGAUGAUUUUAAAGAUGAAAAAAUAACAACAGUUUUAAAAGAAGAAAUGAGCAGUUAUCAAUUCCGUGUGUUAGUAGUCGAAAUAUUGGAAGGAUUUUGCCAGAUGGAAAAGCCUAGAAACAAUCUUACUAUAGCGUGUUUUAAUUUUGCUCUGGAACAAUUGUGUUCUCUGCAAUUUAGCACUGUAGCUAACGCGUCCAAACAGAUCAAUGAACUUAAAGGUGGUAUGACACGUUUGUUUUUGACAGCAUUAGACAAAGUGCUAUUACAAGAGGAUGCCACCAACUCCAUUGUUACUAAAGGUGCCUUACCAAUUAUGCUGAGACUUUUAGAAGAUGGAAUCAUAAAAGCUCAUAAUAGUAAAAAGUAUAAUGCGCUUUUACAAGACUUCAUUUUUGGAAUGAUGUACGCUGUGAUUAACCUGAUUCAUAGUCUUCUUUUACAAAACCAAAAUCCAGAAAAAAUACCAAUUUUUUUUCCAUACUUUCAACAGUUUUUACAUAGUUUUAAUGGUAGGAUUAUCGAUAAAACAAUUUUUUGUAUGAUACAGGAUAACAGCGAGGGCUGGGAUACUUUAAACCGUGUUAAGAAAAUAAUAGAAUUGCUCAGUGAAUUGAUUUUAACCUUUAAACAAAUUCGAACCAAAUUUGUUCAUUUAAGGACUUGUAAAAAAGCAAAACACAAGGGUUGCCGUUAUGCAUUGGUGUCGCAUCAUCAUGAUAAUAUUUUUGGAAAAGUGUUUACAAACAAUUUACUUCCAUCUUCCCACUUGAAUGUUCAGAGCUGUGCGAUUACCUCUCUAUUUAUGAUUUUUACCAGAUUUCUUUCGGAACAGGCAGGAAGAGAAAUUACUAUAAAAACAAUGCAAGCGAUGAUGCAGUGUGGAACUUGCUGUUGCUUUCCGGCGCCAACUCUCGUGUCUCGUAUCUUGAAGGUGAUCCAACAGUCGGAUACAAAAGUCAAAAAUCUUGGACUGUUACUUCUAGAAAAAACGAUUUAUCGAGAGGUGGGAGCGAUAGAUUUAGUCACGAUGUGCCAGGUGUGCCUGAAUGUCGAAGAAAAGGAAGACAAAUCUUUCGCCGAUCUUACAAAACACAGAUGGACUUGUCUAGAAGCGUUUCAAGACAUGCUGCUUUCAUCAAAUUAUAACAUAACUUACACAAUAGGUUCCCACCUCAUGAGAAUAACCCCUAGAUGUUCCAUUCAGGUAAAGCGCGAAAUACUUUUUGGUGUAUUUUACCCCGUUUUUCUAAAAACAAAAAGACAAUAUGAGAGCAAUAAGACUGAGAAGGAAAGAUUGACUACAACCAUAUGUCUUUUAGCAUUCACCAAUCUUCUCGGACGGAUGAGAUUCGCCGAUGAAUUUGUACAUAGAAAUGGCAUGGUCCAUAUUUUAGAUUUGGUUAAAGAUAGAAACUUCACUAAUCAUUGUUGCAUAAUAAUCGAAAUGAUAAUCAUCAUAUGUGUGUGGAAGUUAGAGAAACAAAAUAUCGCUGAUAUGCUUGAAGAAAACUUACUAGAAAUUCAACCACUUCUUGAUUUUGUCCUCAAAUGCACGACUGAAUAUCUCAACUUAGUGAGGAAAACGGAAGUGUACACCAGGAAGGAAAAUUGUACUGAAAUUAUUUUCCCCAAAGAGACUGACAUCGACAACUAUAAUAAAAUACUCGAGAAGCUUGGGUUUUUCUGGAAAAGUUGGAUGAAUCUGUGCCUUUACUGUCCACAAAUUCGCGCCUUUUUCGACAGACGUUUGAGCAUGACUUGUCACACCCUUCUUUUACCAUUUUUACAAUUUAUCUCAAAAAGGAUAAAGAAAAAAGAAGAAGGAAGAACAGACUUUAAUGAUAAAAUUCACUUGUGCAAUCAACUGCAUUUGAAAUUACUGGAAUCACUAAUAAUUUUGAGUGUCAUUUGCCCAUAUUCUGGGAACCCAGGAGGGAUAUUGGGCUUAAAAACCAAACUGGAAGAAGUAAUCGAAGGAGAACUUGGUCUAAAGCAAAUUUGUGACGUCUUUAUUCGAAGCAGUGGUGCAAACCCUAGUAAAAAGAUUUUGGUUCCUAUCCAUCCAAUGCCAAAACUUGAUUUAGAAUUUGGACUAGCAAACGCUUUAGAGGACGUUAAUUCUGAUUCAUCUCUUGAAAAUUCCGCAGAUGAAGGAUACGACGCUGAUAUCGAUUUACCUUGCCAAACCCUACAAGAAAAAAAUAAUGCUUCUGUGAAAGGGAGUUUACCUCCGAGCAGAAGAAUCUCUUCAUUGCAUUAUGACAGGCGGUACUGUACAAUAGCCCAUCCGAGUCUUUGGCAUCUUGUCAUUCAUCUUAUUGUGACGUACUACAAGGACAAGAAAUGGUCAAAGGAAUGCGUUCAUAGCAUUUACAAGUUGAGCUCAUGCUUGAGAGACAAUCCCGAAAAUUCAGUCAAGCUUUCUAAAAGCGGUUUCAACAAAGAAUUAAUCUUGAAAUUUUCAGAUUUAUUAAUUUCAGAUGAAAAUAAAAAUAUUGAAAUGCAAAGUGCAGUGUUAGAUUUGUUCGGACAUUUGGCUAAGUACAAUAUUGACUCUAGUGAGCUAACUUUGUUUAUUAGGCUUUUCACCGCAGAUAAACCUCCUCUUAAAAUGUUAUUACCGUGCCUUCUAAAAUUAUUGAGUGGAAUUGUCCAACAGCCAAAAUACAUUUUAUGCUUUCCAGCUGCAUAUUCAAAUACAAACUUGGUCAACUCGACCAAUGCUCACAAACUGAGUAUAUCAAUGCAUCAGAAUCAUGUAUUAAGCGGAAUGCAUAAUUCUUGGACGAGGAGUGCGCUAUUUCUGCCGAUCAACACUGAGCUCGGUUGGGCCAUGUGGGUUCAAGGAUUUUCCAUUUCACUCUGGCUAAGAUUGGAAGCAAAUUUACCUUCAGAAUCAAUGGAACCAAAUGAUGGGUACACAGAAAGUACAAGCUCUGAAAGUGGUCGAAGUUCCGGAUUGGAUGAGUUCGAUGUCAAUCAGUUGUUGCAUAUAAUCUCAAUUGGGUAUGAAGCUCAUGUUCUUGAAUUUUGGGCUGAUACUUCCCGAGAAUUGUUGUACAUACGUUUAACACGUCCAGAUGGGGCCAAGCAGGAAGUUGUAUCCGAAGUUUCCCUCGAGGGUCGGUUGACAUCUAAUGCAUGGCACCACCUAGCCAUUUCAGUUCGGGAUUCCGUUCACAACAGUAGAGUCGUCAUUGAGGUUUUAUUGAUAAUUGAUGGAUGGUGUGAAAUGCAAGUCCCUCUUAUCUUUAAAGGGAUUCUAAUAAGAAAAACCAAGCCGACCAGUCUUAUGAUCGGUGAUACCAGGUUUGGCGUUGAAGAGGGGCUCAAAGUCGGCCGUUGGCAACUCGGCGGGCUGAUCAUGUUUAGAAAGCCCGUACUCAACAAGAAAACGAGCAUUUGGCUCACGGCUUUGGGUCCCGAUUGUUACAACAUGACCCAUUGCAGAGUCGGAAAUGUAGAACCAGCAUGGCACUCAGUCUUCAACCCCAAAACGAUGACAGUCGGGAUACCAUGGAAUGAUUUACUUAAAAAAAAGGACAUAAUAAAAGAGUUGCAGGAGGCUGUGUUGUUAAGUUAUUGCUCAAAAAGCCCAGAUGUGAUCAACUUAUAUCCUAUGGCUUCAGCUUCUUCAAGCGGGCUUGGUGGAGGAUUCCGAGUGAUUGGGAUGGAGCAAAGGAGCAGUCAGCUCGUCCCGAUGUCCGUACCUAUCGUCAUGUACUGCACUCCUAUUUUGCAGAACUACAGCGCUCUGACAUCCGCUAUCGACAAUUUGGGCGGAAUAUCUGUUUUUGUCAUUCUCUUCGCCAGGGUGGUUGAGCUUGGCGGGAACGAGUUAGAACAGGCACAAGCCUUAGAAUUAUUAUUGAGGUUGUGCCACUCGCAGCCUCAUCUGAAAUCGGAAUCGUUCAGCUACCUUCCUCUUAUGCGACAUGUCAUCGAGACAGAUCUUUGUAAACCUGGACCACAUAUGCUAAAGGCAAUUUUGGAUACUUGUUGCGAUAAACCAGGGCUUAUAACAGUAUUGGCAGACAAGCAUCAGGUGACCACCCAUGGAGAUUUCAUUUUAACAGAACCGUUUGUAGUAACAAAAUUGAUAAUUGGACCUGCGAAAUUUUGGAUGCCAUGUCUUUCAAUGUUUCUGGAUGCGUUGCUUUACAUUCUUAGAGACGACCAUCCGUACAGGGAAUUCAAUUCAAAUCAGCUCAACCGUGCAGAAGCUUUAGACGCCCUUCUUUACUUUUGCAAGGAAAGACUUGUUGAAGACAUUGGAAAACUUGACUCUUCCGUGUGUGCGUCCCUUGUCGAAGUAAUCAGAGGGCUGAUGACUGCUCCGCCGCAGUUGCACCAUCUCACUGUUUUAGCCGAUUAUUUAUUACUUGCACAAGCGUCUUAUAUUUCUUUUGCAAGGUCUUCUCUCUAUUUUGUUCUCCCUCCAAGGCCUCCGUCAAAAUACAAAAAAACAAAUAAAAGUAUUCACCUCAUCGAUAGGCAGGAUGUGAAUGAGUAUAAGGUUCUAUUUACCCAGCCUGUUGACCCAGGGCAACUCGAAAAUGCCGUUAAUAAUAUUCAAUUGAGGCAAAGUGGGACUCAGGGAGUAAAUUCUGUGGGGAAGGUUCGUAUUAAAGAGAUAAUUAAUAAUCGGAAAGUUCCAUCCUUCACCGAUAUCCAGCAAAGAGAUACAGUGAGCAAUACGAAGCAUUUACAUAACACAGGCCAGAAUAGAUUAAUGGGUGAUCCAAAGGAGACAGCGAGGAAUAAAUCAAACCAUUCAAAUUGCAUACUGAACAACAGAAAUGCGAAUUAUACAAGUGAGGAUAGCUCAUCUACAGAAGAAGAAGACAAUAAAUGCAAAGAGCAUAUCUUUACACAAGAAGAAAAUGCACCUGUGGAUGUUAAAGAAGGCGACGACAUAACGGUUGGACUUUUGAGCAUUUUAAGAGAUCAAAUCGUCGUGUCACCAGACAAUAUGGCCCAUACAGCUCUACAAAACAUUUUAAUACCAGAAUCGUUUAUCGCAAUGGUUAAUAAAAAUAAUACAAAUAUUACAACUGCUGUUGUUAGGGUAUUAUCAGUCUAUUUAGAGAGAACUAAUUCCGAAGAGAAAAACAGGUUUAUCAAGUUUCGAGGAUUUCAUCUUCUCGCAAUGCAGCUCAGUUAUGUGAUUCCUACUGCAGAUUUGGCCGAUGCGCUUGCUGGAAUUGUGACACGUACUCAUUGGUUGACGUUAAAACAGCAAGUGGAAGCCGACAUAAAUGACUUUUAUUUGCCCGGCCUUCCUCCUCUGUUGAGCAUUCUUCCAAAAUCUGUAACUCAUGUCACUCUCUCCCAUGACAUUACAGUUUUUCUCCACCAUCUUUUUCUCAAGAUUGGAGAGUGGAAAAAUAUUUUGGAAUACGGACUUGUUGAAGUGCUCUUAAAGACCUUAGUUUGUGUCAUACAUCAGUACGAUUUAAGCAACACUCAAGACAGCAAUCCUAAUUUAAUCAUCACUGACAUCAACAACUCUUUUUCUUCCAUAGGUCAACAUGCAAUCCAAACAUCAGGAAGUAACAACAUGCAGAUUUACGCAGACGUAAUAAUGCAAAUCGAAUACGUCUAUGGCCUUGAGAAUAAAAGUUGUGGAGAUGGGUCAAAGUGUUGUGUUGUCAUUAAACAACUUCAUUGCUCAUACAUUCAAUCCAGCCUUAAAUAUAUUGUCGAUGCGGUUUCAAUGCAUUCAAGGCGAUCCUAUUUUUUUUCAUCUGUCAUGACAUUUAACAAUGAUGAUAACGAAUCGUAUAAUUCGUCAUCAAGCUGUAAUGUCACACAGCUCGCCAGUAAACUUUCAAAAUCCGAAUUACAUGACAGAUUUAAAACUAUAAUCAGCAAAGCUGCUGAAUUGGUCGUUUACACAGAACCGGUAAAUGAUGAAAACAUCGUCAAAGGAGAAGAAAUGAGGAGAGUUUCUGAAUUUGCAAAGGAAGUCUGGCUCUUCAUACUUCAGUCUUUAGUAACAAUAAUUGAAAGAAAAUCAAUGUCGACAAGAUCAUCAUGGUCCAAUGUUAUCUGGGCCGUCAGAGAAACUGUCAGAACUCUAGGGUCUCAGAUGUUUGUCUGGCUUCUUUCGCCAUCGCACAGCAAGGAUUUGAAAAUGUUCUUAGUACAGACUCUCGUGAAUGAGGCGAGGGCGAAGGACGUCCUCGUUUACAUUAUUUCAAAUGCACAGCUUGAGAAAACCGUGGCGCUGUAUUUGUGGGACCUGCGCCACUGCGUUACAGACAUGUUAGACAGCGAUAUUCAAAUGUGCGACGAUAUAAUAUUCAAAAUUGAAGAGUGGUGCGGAAAUUCCGUGCUGGGCAUCAUAAACGGGAGUCCGAAUGACAAAUCCGCUGAGCUAAUUAUGGAAUGCGUUCAACAAAGUUUCGAAAGAUAUACUUGGAACACACCUCAUAUCACACAAAUUCACAAGGUUGUAUUCAGACAUGAAACGCUUAUAAUGGAAUUAACAGAGCGUACUUUUGGAGUGAGCAAAGAGGUCGACACGGUUCAAGGCCAUCAGAAAAAGCUCCAUCUCGAGACGAUCAAGGCAGGCAUGGGAGCAAAAGUGCUGACCGUUUUUAAGUGGAAGGAAAUAAUUUCAAAUCUCACUCAUGAACGCGCUGUAUGGCAUUUUCCGAAUACAUAUCCUCAGUCUUGGGAGCUUGAUCGUACAGAAGGGCCAGGACGAGUCAGAAUUAGGCUGAGGCGCUGUCAUUUAAAAAUGGACGAGAGAUAUUUUAAGAAAGAAUUCAUCGUGAAUUCCAGAAAAGAAGUGAAACAACCAUUCAGCUUUAUUUUUGAAGGAGCGCUGUCAACUAGUUCUGCCCUUAUUGACAGACUACAUUCAAAUACAAAAAUAAGACAUACAUGCCAGGCAAGCGUCAUUUCGCCCGAUCUUGUACUUCCAGGAGAACUUUUAAUUGGCCAUUGUUCAUUAUAUUUUGUACCAGGCUCUGAUGGAAACACAAUGGAAUGGGCAUUCUCUGAGAUCAAAGAACUUCAUAAAAGAAGGUUUGAACUUCAGGAUAGAGCACUUGAACUAUUUUUGACAAAUGGAAAAACUUAUCUCAUCGCUUUUGAAACAUUCAAGGAUCGUGAUAGUUUCAUAGCUGUCCUUCACGAAUGCGAUCUCGGGAACAGAAUGGCAAACGAGCAAUUGAGCACCGCUGUGCAAAUGUGGUGCGAAGGCUUGAUAACAAACUGGGAAUAUUUAAUAAUAUUGAACACCCUCUCUGGCCGGUCUUACAACGAUUUAAUGCAGUACCCCGUACUGCCGUUUAUACUGUCUGACUACAUGAGUGAUGUUCUGGACUUAACUAACCCCAAGACUUUUAGGAAUUUAAUGAAGCCAAUUGCGAUACAAGAAAAACAGAAUGAAGCUCAUUACAUCAAUAAUUAUAAUUAUUUGCUGAAUGAAAUUAACAAUGAUGAGCCGUAUCACUACAGCAGCCACUAUUCGAACUCAGGGAUCGUACUUCACUUUCUCGUCAGGCUUCCUCCUUUCACGAACAUGUUCCUGAACUAUCAGGAUAACAAUUUUGACUGGCCCGAUCGAACAUUCCACUCGCUGAACACAACUUGGAGAUUGACCAGUAGCGAAUCAGUAACCGACGUUAAAGAAUUGAUUCCUGAGUUUUUUUUCCUUCCUGAAUUUCUCUUAAAUUUAGAAGGGUUCAAUUUUGGAACGAUGCAAAACGGUCAGAUUGUUGAUGAUGUAAUUCUACCUCCUUGGGCAAAAGAUGCCCGAUUAUUUAUACUAAUUCACAGGCAAGCACUUGAAUCUGAAAAUGUGAAGGAGUACAUGCCUCAUUGGAUUGAUCUGGUUUUUGGCUACAAGCAAACCGGUAAAGAAGCGGUAAACUCAAUCAACGUCUUUCCUCCUGCGACAUAUUUCGGUUUUGAUCCUGAAUCUAUAAACGACCCGAUUGCUUGUUCGGCCCGGAAGUCAAUGGUGAGGCUGUACGGACAGACCCCCAAACAGCUCUUCGACCACCCACACCCGAUGGUCGUCAAAAACCUCACACCAACGCCGACCGCUCCGCCUGUCUUGCAAAGUGUCAAAGGACUAAAAUGGGGGCAUUAUGUGGGAUCGCCAGCAGACAGCCCGCCUAUAAUGGUCAGCCAGCGUAACCACUAUUAUCCGAUAACAACCCUUGUAGCUAUGCUGAGCAAUGAUGUAUUUGGUCUGGCGGCUAAUUCCACAUUGCUUCUCAGCUACAUAAAGGAAACAUCAACAUUGACAGCAAACAAGGGUCCUUCGACAGUCUUUGGAGCUGCUUUGAUAACUUGGUGUCAUGGGGAUGGAAUAAUUAGGGCGAAACUAACUAAAGAUCAGGUUCCGUUUCCAGCAAUCGGAGCGUACGGAGAGUCGAUUUUAUUUUGCACAUCCAUUCCUGAUUGUAAUCAGCUCUGGGUCGUUUACCUCUCUGGAAAAAUAAACGUUUACAAAUACUAUUUUGAUAAUACAGGCAAAUCUGUUGAAUUUGAUGAAGUCCCAGUGACAUUAGUAGGCCACAAGGAUAUGAUAUCUAAUGUAGCUAUAUCGAGGCUUUUCUCGAUUGCUGUAUCUGCUUCGCACGACGGUUCUGCUUCAAUUUGGGACAUAAAUACUCUAACAUAUAUUCGUUCCCUACCUGUGAUCUCAAUACCGAUUACUUUGGUGAGCAUAAGUGAAACGUUAGGUGACAUCGCCACUGUAGGACAGGACCCUGGGGGUGGAUCAAUCCUUCGCUUGCACUCAAUUAACGCCAAACUUAUCGGGAGCUUAACCACUGAAGAUAAAAUCACAGCGAUUACGAUUUCUUCAGCCCCUGAAGGACUUUCAGUCAAUGUUAUCGCAACAGGAAUGAUCGACGGUGUUAUAAGGUUGUGGAGUACUUGGGAUUUGACACCUGUAGGAAUUAUUACAGCACCUGUUCUAGUUCAACCUAUAAUUUGUUUAUCAUAUUCCCAAGAUUCUCAACAUUUAUAUGCUUCUACUGCUGAAGGCCUUGUUGUGAUCUGGCAAGGGUCAUCGUUGAAAUCAGCAGCCGUCGUUCCAAGAUUCUUAAAUCUACAAUAAUCCAUGUUUUUCAACGAAAUGUGAUUCAGCGUAUCAAAUCAGUAUUGAAUUGCGACAAUAAUUUUAAGUUUUUUGUUUUGUUGAAUUUCGAGCGAAUGAA
This is a messenger RNA of Cimex lectularius (bed bug), 10160 nucleotides long. RefSeq names its product lysosomal-trafficking regulator (gene mv). Gene Ontology annotation, cellular component: membrane; cytosol. The record is from RefSeq and is a predicted model, not a curated record. The coding region runs from base 191 to 10060 and encodes 3289 amino acids. Gene Ontology annotation, biological process: intracellular protein localization. Gene Ontology annotation, molecular function: protein kinase binding. The transcript has 45 exons. Lineage: Eukaryota; Metazoa; Arthropoda; Insecta; Hemiptera; Cimicidae.